UGACCGGUGGGUGUCCGCACCAAGCGGGGGUGGGAAGGCUGCCAUCAUUGUGCCGGGGCAUGUUCUGCUAUUCCAGAAGCUACGAGUGCUCUGCACAGCUGCAGAAGGGAGGGGCUGAUGCAGCGCACCACUGCCACACAACCACCGAGCCCACGUGCCUCCAGCAGCCUCAACUACACUUCCAUUGCAGAGCUGCCUCACUCCCCCACGGCCAGCCGGGAGCUCAGCAACAACAAAGAUGCUGAACCUGGGCUCCUCAACAACUCACGUGGGCACCAGGCAGCAUCCCCUCAGCUGCCCGUGCCGAGCCCUCAGGCUGCUCCCGCACCGCCAUCGCCAAACAACGCACACCCGAUGGAAGAGGUGCUGCGAAGGCAGCCCCGGGUGAUUCUCACCCGCCUGGCACUGCCCAGCCCCCUGGCUGCCCCUGCACCUCCUGCACCUCGCACUGCACACCCCAUGGCAGAGCUGCAGCGGAGGCAGCCCCGGCUGGUUCUCCCCCGCCUCGCACUGCCACCCGGCUGCAUCUCCUGCCGGCUGGCACACCAGCACCCAGGGCACAGCACCGAGCCGGCCAAGCGCCCCGUGCCUCCUCUGCUGCGCGCUGGGCGGCUCGUGGAAGAGGCGCCGCACAAACAGCCCCACGUGCUGCUCAGGCGCCUCGCACUGCCAGCCGCAUGCAUCUCCUGCCGGCUGGCACACCAGCACCACGGGGACAGCACCGCGCCGCCCACCAGCCCAACGCCCGCCUGCACCACCACCAGAGGACAGAGCACCGCGCACAGGCAGCGCGCUGCCAGCAUCCCAGGCACACACAGGAAGCUGCCGCGCUGCCACCGUGCGCCACGCCACAAACGCCGGCGCUAGGCCAAGCUGCCGCUGUCAGCACGGCGGCCAGCACCAGGACUCGGCACGGUUAUGGGCACACAGCAACACAACAACCCUUCCAGCAGCACCAGCAGCAGCACAAACAAACACCGAAAAGAAUGCACCGCCAGGGCAAAGCACAGACGCCCACCGAGUCUGGAGCAGGACACAAGCUUAGCAUCCGUGCCUGGCAGGAGGAAAGGGUAGCUACUGGGCAUGCUGCUUCCUCCAGCACAGGUGCAACUGCAGGGCCGCCAGCCCAGAAGCAGCCUGCGGCUGCCAGUCACAGCAAAGCACCUCUCUGGAGGAAGCCAAAGCACUUGCAGUCAUGCCAAGGAGGAGGGAAGGGUAGCUACCGGGCAUGGAUCUCGCCUGCCAGCAGAGGGGGAGGGAAUUUGGUGGGGUAGCAAUUCUGGGUGAGAAAAUGUACUCUGGUAAUAUUGUACUCCAAAAUUGAUGGAACUGGGAGGAAGGAAUUACUGGCAUGGG
Lagopus muta (rock ptarmigan) is the source of this 1356-nucleotide messenger RNA. Its product is annotated as gametogenetin-like. The record is from RefSeq and is a predicted model, not a curated record. NCBI's taxonomy places the organism in Eukaryota, Metazoa, Chordata, Aves, Galliformes, Phasianidae. Bases 118 to 867 code for a protein of 249 amino acids. The transcript has 2 exons.